Hippopotamus amphibius kiboko is the source of this 4278-nucleotide messenger RNA. RefSeq names its product WD repeat domain 37 (gene WDR37). The record is from RefSeq and is a predicted model, not a curated record. Gene Ontology annotation, cellular component: preribosome, large subunit precursor. Gene Ontology annotation, molecular function: protein binding. Lineage: Eukaryota; Metazoa; Chordata; Mammalia; Artiodactyla; Hippopotamidae. Bases 182 to 1669 code for a protein of 495 amino acids. The transcript is spliced from 14 exons.
GUCCCGGGGCCGCGUCAGGGCGGAGGCUGGGGGUCCCGCGCGUCCGCGUCUGUCCCCGGCGCCGCGCGGCUGGAGCCCACGGGCGGCAGCGCACGGCCCGGCUGGCACUGCGCGGCGGCGGGCUCGGCAGCGGCGUGGCAGCUUCUCGCAGGAGUAACCAGGACAUCACCUUUCAGAAGUAAUGCCCACAGAAAGCGGGAGUUGUUCAACGGCUCGCCAAGCAAAACAGAAACGCAAAUCUCACAGCCUUUCCAUACGAAGAACGAACAGCUCAGAGCAGGAGAGGACGGGCCUGCCGAGAGACAUGUUAGAGGGACAGGAUUCUAAACUGCCUUCCUCGGUUCGCAGUACUCUUCUGGAACUGUUUGGUCAGAUAGAAAGAGAAUUUGAAAACCUGUAUAUUGAAAACUUAGAAUUGCGUAGAGAAAUUGAGACUCUCAAUGAGCGUUUAACUGCUGAAGGACAAGCCAUCGAUGGGGCAGAGCUGAGUAAGGGCCAACUCAAGACUAAAGCCAGUCACAGCACCAGCCAGCUCUCUCAGAAACUGAAGACCACCUACAAGGCCUCCACCAGCAAGAUUGUCUCCAGCUUUAAGACCACCACGUCCAGGGCGGUGUGCCAGCUCGUGAAGGAGUACAUUGGCCACAGGGAUGGCAUCUGGGAUGUCAGUGUGGCGAGGACGCAGCCCGUGGUGCUGGGGACCGCGUCUGCCGAUCACACGGCCCUGCUGUGGAGCAUCGAGACAGGGCGGAGCCUCACCAAAUACUCGGGCCACGUGGGGUCAGUAAAUUCCAUAAAAUUUCAUCCAUCAGAACAGCUGGCUCUCACUGCCUCUGGAGAUCAGACCGCCCACGUCUGGAGGUAUGCAGUCCAGCUGCCCACUCCUCAGCCCACGGCCGACACUAGUCAGCUCUGCGGCGAGGACGAGGUGGAGUGCUCUGACAAGGACGAGCCCGACGCAGAUGUGGACGCGCCCAGCGACUGCCCCACCGUCCGGGUGCCACUCACGGCUCUGAAGAGCCACCAGGGGGUGGUCAUAGCUGCCGACUGGCUGGUCGGGGGCAAGCAGGCGGUGACGGCCUCGUGGGACCGGACGGCAAACCUGUACGAUGUGGAGACGGCGGAGCUGGUCCACUCCCUGACAGGGCACGACCAGGAGCUGACGCACUGCUGCACGCACCCGACCCAGCGGCUGGUGGUGACCUCCUCCCGUGACACGACUUUCCGCCUGUGGGACUUCAGGGACCCUUCCAUCCACUCCGUGAACGUUUUCCAGGGCCAUACGGACACCGUGACCUCUGCUGUGUUCACCGUGGGAGAUAACGUGGUCUCCGGCAGUGACGACCGCACCGUGAAGGUCUGGGACCUGAAGAACAUGAGGUCCCCCAUUGCGACCAUCCGCACAGACUCUGCCAUCAACAGGAUCAAUGUGUGCGUUGGCCAAAAAAUCAUCGCCCUCCCCCACGACAACCGCCAGGUGAGGCUGUUUGACAUGGCGGGCGUGCGGCUGGCGAGGCUCCCGCGCAGCAGUCGGCAGGGCCACAGGAGGAUGGUGUGUGGCUCGGCCUGGAGCGAGGACCACCCCGUGUGCAACCUGUUCACCUGCGGCUUCGACCGGCAGGCCAUCGGCUGGAACAUCAACAUCCCGGCACUGCUGCAGGAGAAGUGAGGGAGCCUCUCCAGGCGCCUCGGUGGCCAGGCGCUGUGACUGCUGGUGCGCCUGGCACGGGGGCGCCGUCGCUGUGGGCGGUGGACCCUGAGUGGGGGUGUGCCCUCGCCACGCUGUACCCAGCCUGCAUGAAGUGUCCAGAGGUGUGCCCCUGUUGUUUAUUUCUGUCUUGUGUGUGUUGGCAUCAUGGGCUGUAGAGGUGGAGCCCCUUCCACAGCCCUUGGUGUGGAGUCCCUGGGUGUGUCGGGUGACAGGAGGGUGUGGGGUCUGCACGAGCGAAACAUGACUCCUGUUCUCACCGGGAGGUGUCCGCCGUCUCUGUGCUUCUGGGAUGGGGAUCCGCGUCUGCCUUGCCCCGGCAGGAGCGGGCAGGGACCUCCCGUGCACAUCCGUGUGGGGUUCCAGCGCGUGCCGACUCAGCUUCACGUCUGUGUCCUGUUACAGUUCUGUAAAGUCAACUUGGGUUUUAGAAGUUAAAAAAAAAAAAAGCAUAGAAUGUUGAAUUUGCAACAUUUGGAUAGUUUCUUUUGAAAAGAAAAAGUUUCUGCUCCUUUUAUAGAAAAUCAUUUCAAUUUCCUGAGGUGUCAUGCUAGCAAAUUCUAAAGUAUAAUGAUUCUAAUCACUGAUUCCAGAUAUUAAGUAAAAUUUAAAGCACUUUAGUUUAUAGCUAUGGUUAUAAACAGUUUUUAGAAGUUUCAAAUGACUUAUCCAUUGAAUGUGACUUGACCUUUCUAGAAGGCCCUGCUACCUGAAAACAAACCUUAUUUAUUUUCUACACCUUGGGUUUGCAUAUUUCCAAGUGGUUCAUUUCCCAGGUGGUGUUUGGGAGCCAGCAAUGCAAAUCAAUGAGUACUACCUCAAAAGCAAAGCAUUCAGAAAACUUGGGGUGUCACUGUCACCUGGCUCAUGCACUUUUGAUCUACAGCUGGAACAUGAGUUCCUUUAGAAGGCAGGAGAGGCCGGCAUAGCCCAUGUACUGAAGAGGAAAGGCUCCUUCCUCCCCAGCUGCCAGCUGCCAGCUCCCAGGUGGCAGGUGGCUCUCAGUGCCCUGUCUGCUGGGAGCCUGUCACUCUUGCCUUCUUAGGACAUUCUACCUGGUGUUUGUGAGUCAUGUGUCUUGUCGAGUUACAGUCUGGUAACGAGACAUUUCAGAACCUCCCAUCUCUCCCCCACUUAUAACCAAGUCUUGGAGGCCGGCCCUGGAACAGGCACGGGAGGGUGAUGUUGGAAACGAUUGUGAUGGUUCCUUUGGCUCAGGGCCGCAGUAGCCAAUUUCAGGCCCCUCUACCUGGGUCGUCGGGACUGGUUCUGAGGUGACUUCUGGUCGGGAGGAGGGAGGGGCUGGGGAGAACCAGAGAGAGGGACAGAUGGCAAGAGUUCUAGGGCAGCUUUACAGCAACAGCAGCUCAAGAGCUGGUUGUUAGAGUCUGACGUUCCCUGACACCAGGGUCAGGGUGGCACGGGCUGCUCCCUGCCCUCCUGGGGUCUCUAUGGCUGGGCUGCCUACAUACGCCGGCUCCUCUCCUGCUUUAGUCUCACAUCUGGGUGUCUUAGAAUCACUGUUGGGAAAGUUGGGAAGUGUGUACAGGUCGCUAAGCCAGACUUAAGAACCAGAUCUCCGCCAUAUUAAAAACUUGGAAGCGUGUAAACAUACGUGUGCGUGGCCGUGUGGCCUGUGCAGAUGAGACUCCACGUGCAGCCACGUCUCCCUCGCGCCCUUCCCCUCCCUCCUCAGCGCUCGGCCCUUCUCAGGAGCAGGACCCGCCGCUGUGGCCGGGGGUGGGGGGACAGGGGGCGUCUUCGGGCAUCGUGAGGAGAUGGGGGUAGUGAGUGGGUGCGUGUGUGCAGGUGUGUGCACGUGUGCGGCUGAAAUGAAGUUGUGUGAGCAGCCGCCUUGAUUGUAUCAAAAUAGUGUUUGGAAACGGGAAUGGUGGUGUCCACGUGCCGACAUGUCCAGAAUUUCAUUUACUCGCAGGAGAUGUGUGGUUACGGAAACCCGUGUGUUGGUGGAGAGUUUCGCGAGAGGUGUGCUGCUGGGCAGAGCGGCGCCCUUUCUCACUGCACAUCAGCUUGGCAAGAUCAAAUGCUGUACCUGUUUUGGAAUCUGAAGAAUCCUGUGUAAAUCAUCUGUUGCUUAAAUCUGUGAAAUAAACUUCCUUCUGGGGGGGAGGUGUGCAUUUAUAAGUGUUGUGCAGGAGCAGGUGUUUUUACUGUGUUGAUGUAAUUGUUUUUAAGUGUUCAGUGUCUUCAUUGCAGUAUGAAACUCAUUAAAAAAUCCAUGUUCUGUAACUGCUGUUGUAAAGCUGUCAUUAGGAGUCUUUUUAUUAUUUUGCCUUGUUCAUGUCUGUGCUUUGGUAAAGCAUCAUUAAUGGCUGCUGGACAUCACAGCGAUGUAGAAAGGGAACAAAUUAUAGUACUGCCCACUUGAAAAAUUGUAAUUUUAGACUUAAAAGCUCAAUUGUAUUAUAUUUUCUCUUGGUUAUGCUGUAAUUUAAUGACCCAGGGUACACGUCUCCAUUCCUGUAUCACUGCCCCAAAAUUUCUGAUGGGAGUUAACAAUUUGACAAACUACAGGCAUUUGUCAAAGUUCCUCAGAGUUUCAUAAGAUG